GACAAAAUCUGACGUGUAAAUAAUAAAUAAAAAGGGAAAUACCUGGAGUGAUUUUUGGGACUCUUUUGUAUUAGAAUUUAAAUUCGUCGAAGUUGAUUGACACACACAAAUAUGGCAUCUAAACUGGAAAUAAAUAUUCGCACGUUAAUAAGUCAUUGCGAGGAUGUAGCAAAAGAAGACAUAAAAAACUGGAGUCUUCGAAAGUAUAUCAAAUCACUGGAUACGAUGAUCAAGGAAUUAGCUGCAUCCGAAGAUAAACCAAAUCGAAACGUCUUGGAUGAAUAUUACAAUCGAUGCGAUAAGCUAAAGACUGCCACAAAUUACGUUGAACAGGCGACCGAUUCACGCAAAUUAAAGGCUAAAUCCAGAGACGUUGCCGGUGGAGACGGUGUGCUGAAGGAAAUCAAUCAAAUACAAAACGAACAUUAUCACAGCCAAAUGAGAAAGGAACUGCUGGACACACAAAAUGAUUUACAAGCAGGAUUGAGGAAGCGCGGCGGAGUUUCGACUAACAACAGUGAUAAUAUGGGACAGGCUAUGAAGUAUUACGGUGAUAUGCAAGAGAAAAUCGCCGAAGAUAUGUUGUCGUUGACUAGAAAUCUGAAGGAACAAACGGAAAUUGCCAACAAGAUUAUUAAGAAGGAUACGGAGGUUGUGACCAGAUCAACACAUCUAUCCGAGAAAAAUCUAGCAUCAUUGGCAACGGAGGCCGACAAACUUCAAGAGCAUUCCAAACGGGCGUGGAAAUGUUGGAUGUGGAUCAUGAUUGGCAUGGUUAUGAUGAUAUUUAUUUUUAUGGUUCUAUUUAUGAAAAUUACGAAGAAGAAGCUGUAACACAUUCGCCAAAGCAGCAGCUACUGUGUGUGGUUAACGUGAAUAAAAUAUUUCGCUUGUUUUGUGGGCCCAUUGUUCAA
This is a messenger RNA of Bradysia coprophila, 914 nucleotides long. It is a transcript of the gene Use1, whose product is annotated as Vesicle transport protein Use1. The record is from RefSeq and is a predicted model, not a curated record. Lineage: Eukaryota; Metazoa; Arthropoda; Insecta; Diptera; Sciaridae. Gene Ontology annotation, cellular component: SNARE complex; endoplasmic reticulum. Gene Ontology annotation, biological process: retrograde vesicle-mediated transport, Golgi to endoplasmic reticulum. Gene Ontology annotation, molecular function: SNAP receptor activity.